Messenger RNA from Heterobilharzia americana, 567 nucleotides. The record is from the annotation of a GenBank genome assembly. Lineage: Eukaryota; Metazoa; Platyhelminthes; Trematoda; Strigeidida; Schistosomatidae.
AUGGACCGUAAGGCAGAAAUUAAGAAGCUUCUGCAAGGAAUAGAAAGAUAUAGCCCAGAGCACCGAAAUGCUCUUGAAGAACAUAUAUUAUGGCAGAUCCAUAACAAUGAGUACGACCUAGAAGCAAAUCUUGCUCUGCUUAGAUUGUAUCAGUUCUACCCCGAUCGGUUCAACGCAGAAUAUGCAAAGUUGGUGCUACUAAAAGCCAUGUGUAACCAUAGUCAAUCAGAUUUUACUCUGUGCAAGUACUUACUUAACUUGGAACAUUUAAGCAAAGAACCACUUUCACAUGUUGUAGAACUCGGUUAUUUGCUGGAAACUUGUCGUUUUACUGAGUUUUGGAUAAAGCUAAAAGAAAAUCCUAAAAUGACUGCUUCUCUUUCUGGGUUCCGGGAAUCUAUUUACAAAUGUAUAUUUGUUGGUAUGCAUCUAACUGCAUUAACAUUCACUGUUGAGUGUUUUAUUCGAUGCGAAACUAAUGUUAUUGGGAUUUUUAAAACUGUUGUAUAUGUAUUCUUGAAAAGCUUUUCGGAACGACUGGAAUGUGCUGAUGAUCCACGGUUCUAA